AUGACUCCCCCUCUUCUGUCUUCCCAUCAUGUCGACCUGCUCGCCCGCCAAUUCCACGAACAGGUCGACCCCCACCUCCUGCCCCUCCCGCAAGGCCGCGACAUCGUUCACCCCGCCGUGCAGAGCGCCAUCUAUGCGCAAAUGUUCGACGAGGCCUCUGUCUGGCCAAUCCCCCCGGUAAACUAUCAGACGCGAGUUCUGAAGAUGAUUCUAUCUCGGAUCGAAGAAGCGAUCAGCGACCCUGAGGAGGAUGAAAUCCACCCCGACCUCAUCUCCGCCUGGGCGACCCUCAUCUCGCAACCAAAGUCCUCCACAAUCCAACAAGCCCAACAAUUAACCUACAUCAAAUACACCGCGCCGUCGCCCCCUCCGUCCUCACCCGCGCCUCCACGAACCGUGAUUACCUCCGAAUCACGCGGCCUGAUCCUCGCCGCCGGUACCACGGGCUUCCGGACCUGGGAAGCUGCCCUCCAUCUCGCGACAUAUCUGUCGAGUACACCUGCGGGCGAGACUCUCGUGCAGGGAAAGAGAGUUAUCGAGUUGGGUGCGGGAACGGGGAUGGUGUCGAUGUUCUGUGCGAAGUAUUUGCGGUUGAGGAGUGUGGUGGCGACGGAUCGGGAGCCAGCGUUGGUUGAGAAUAUGAGGGAUUGUGCGGGGAGGAAUCAUCUUAAGGAUACAUCCCAGGAUGGAUACGAGCAGGCGUCAUUCAGCGCUGCGGUUUGGGAAUGGGGGACGCCGUUGGAUGAUGUGAGUGGUACAUCACUUGACGAAGGACCGGUUACGAAUGGGAAUGGGAGUGCGACACCGAAAUUCGACGUUGCUCUUGGUGCGGAUUUGAUCUACGACACAGACCUCAUCCCCCUCCUCAUCUCCACACUGCACGACCUAUUCCAGAACUACGGAAUCAAGGAAUUCGUGAUCGCAGCGACAUUACGGAAUCAGGAGACGUUUGGGACGUUUUUGAGGGCUUGUGAAGAGAACCGGUUCACGACGGAACAAGUAUCGUUUGAACCGCCGUCGAAGGAGGAACAGACUGGGUUCUUUCAUUCGACGGAUGUGCCGAUUCGGAUGUAUCGGAUUACGAGGAAAGAGGCAAAUCAAUAG
Messenger RNA from Aspergillus affinis, 1104 nucleotides. RefSeq names its product protein-lysine N-methyltransferase. The record is from RefSeq and is a predicted model, not a curated record. NCBI's taxonomy places the organism in Eukaryota, Fungi, Ascomycota, Eurotiomycetes, Eurotiales, Aspergillaceae. Bases 1 to 1104 code for a protein of 367 amino acids. The transcript has 4 exons.